This is a messenger RNA of Chlorella variabilis, 1136 nucleotides long. RefSeq lists its product as hypothetical. The transcript has 3 exons. The coding region runs from base 1 to 918 and encodes 305 amino acids. The record is from RefSeq and is a predicted model, not a curated record. NCBI's taxonomy places the organism in Eukaryota, Viridiplantae, Chlorophyta, Trebouxiophyceae, Chlorellales, Chlorellaceae.
AUGGCGCUGCUGACGCGGCAGGCGCAGGAGCUUACAGACCCGCUGCAGCACGAGCUGGAGUCGGGAGUGGAGGCCGCUUCACAGCAGGGGCACGAGCUGCCUGCAGUCAGCCUGGACGACUUGGCGGCGGCCGUGCGGCAGCAGCACCCUGCUCUGUUUGCGAGCACCGUCGGCAUCCCAGCUGGGAGCGGCAGCCCUGCCCAUCAGGCCGGCGAGGGCGGCGCCGAGCUGCGGCUGCACCAGGCGGCGGCAUUGUGGGAUGUGCUGCACCGGCAGCAGCGGUUCAAAUAUGAGCCGUUUGAGUGGGUCUAUGAGGGUCUGCAACCACUGCUGCUGCCGCCAUGGCUGCAUCGCCGCAAGCUGGCGCCGCUGACACUGGGAGUGGUUGUGGCGGGGGUGGCGCGCCGGCUCGGCCUGCCGCUUCUUCCGGUUCCGGCAGACGGCGGCGAGGACAUUGCUGCGGGGGUGAUCGAGGGGCCGGCAGGCGGCGCCACGACGCAGAGCCAGCUGCCGUUGGAGCAGCUGCGUCCCGAUGUCGCGCAGCGCUACGCGGGCCGGGCACAGGGCAUGGCACCCUCGGCGGCGCCCUGGGUGCUCCUGCUGGCUGGAGGCGACUGCGAGGGCGCCAGUGGCGCUGGAGCUUGGGACGGUAGCUUUCAAUGGACGCAUGUAUUGGAUGCCUGCACUGGAGAGGCGGUAGACAUGGCAGCAGCCCCGACCAAAUACCCCACACUCCAGCUGUCGGCAGAUUGGCAUGUGGAGGCGCCGCUGGUGGCCUGGCAGCACAUGGUGCGCACCAUCAUCCAGGCACACCAGCGGCGUGGCGAGAGCGAUCUGGUGGCCCACUGGGUGUAUGUGCUGCUGGCGCUGGACCCGCAGGCGGCGGAAUGGGAGUUUAUGCUGCAACCAGCCGCGUAGCAGCGUGCUAGUUGGCAGCUGUGCUGGCUGGCGGAAGGCCACAGCUCACCCAAGUUCAGUUUUGUUACUUCAUUACCAACCUGCCCUGUACAAAACCAUGUCCACUGCAGUUUUGACCCCCCCUUCUACUCCCUGACUUCUUUCAGAGUACUCUCUCUGCUGCUCAGCUGUUGCAUUGCCCCCUUUCUGUUUCCAGGUUGCUUCAUGCAAUGACGUAC